AUGGCUCUUGUUCGAUAUCUUACACCCCAUCUGGCGGCAGGCUUGAUUGUCACUGGAGCCGUACUGGCAAGUCCUUUCAGCAAUGCUGUCCAUGAUGCACACAUCGCCACCGGCUUCGUCUCAGAGCUUACACAGAACAUCACGGCCGUUCAUCAAGAGCACCAGCAAAUACACAGGCAUGCUCUUGUCUGUAGCCAGUCUUCGUCCCUCACGGUUGAUGUAGGCUACGCCAAGUACCAAGGCCAACAAAAUUUCGCUACCGGCGUGAAUGUUUGGAAAGGAAUCCGGUAUGCAACUGCUGCAAGAUGGCAACCGCCGCGUCUUCCACCGCCGCGUCCUAAUGCCCCUAUCACGCAAGCGACGAAACAAAGUGCUCAGUGCCCGAAUUCCAGCCCAUCUGUGGGCGGUUCACCCCAAAUUGAGGACGAUGAGAACUGCCUUUUCCUCAAUGUCUAUGCCCCCGCCAAGGCGCAAAACCUCCCUGUCCUUGUUUGGAUUCAUGGUGGGGGCUACGGCUUGGGAAACAACGUUCAGGACAUGACCGAGAUUAUCAACGCAAACAACCAAGGCUUCCUUGUCGUCUCCAUCCAGUACCGUCUCGGCGCCUUUGGCUUCCUUGCUUCACAAGAAGUCAAGAACACGGGUGUUGUCAAUGCUGGUCUCCUCGACCAGGCCUUUGCUCUCGCAUGGGUCAAGCUGUUCAUCUGCAAAUUUGGCGGCAACCCACUAGCCGUCACUAUCGCGGGCGAGUCCGCUGGCGCCGGCUCCGUCAUGUACCACAACCUUGCCGUCAACGGUACUUUGGGUCCGCUACUUUUCGACAAGUCCAUUGCCAACUCGCCCUACCUUCCUUUCCAGUACAACUACAACGAUGCUAUCCCUACUUCUAGAUACUAUGCCUUCGCUCAGGCUGCCGGUUGUCCCAGCAGUGGGGACGUGUUCGCCUGUCUUCAGAGCAAAGACUCGGCCACACUACAACAAGCUAACUACGUCGUCAAUAAACAAGCGCCGCAUGGCUACUGGGCUUUCUACCCCGUCACCGACCACGCCUACAUUAUGAGUCUUGCCAGCCAACAGCUUGCCGACAAGCAAGUGAACGGUAUGAAGCUUCUCGUUGGGUUCAAUGCUAACGAAGGCCCUCUGUUUGUCCCCAACAACAUCGACACCGAGUCACAACUCGCCGAAUGGCUCAAGGUGGAGUUUCCCAAACUGUCCGCGACACAAGUCAACUCCAUCCUCAUCGCGAAUCCCAACAGUAGCCCAACUAACCGCGCGGGCCCGUUCUUUGAAACGAACGGUCUUUCCGGCGCCAACGCGCUGAACAUGUCUGGUGGUGCCAACGGCCAACAACAGCGCGGCUACAACAUCUACGCCGAAGCCACCUUUGUCUGCCCAGCCUACUGGUUUGCCUCUGCAUUCAUCGGCUCUAGCGCUAAGAAGGCCUACACAUACCAAUACUCCGUCCCCUUUGCCCGGCACGGCACCGACAUCGCCGGCUACUUUGGUCCGCAAACUGAGAACCAGUCUAACGACUUCGUUCUUGCCUUCCGCCGCAUCUGGGGUAACUUCAUCAUGACUGGCAACCCAUCCAUCACCAGCCUGCUCGCCAACGGGCAGUCAACGGGGGAUACGAGCGCACAUCCUGUUGCGGCUUGGCCGGCUUGGACCGAGAGUGCUCCAAAGUUGGUGAAUCUGAACGAAACAGGUGGUUUGCAGUACCAGGCACCGACGCAAUGGGGGUUCAAUGUGACGCAGUCCAAAGAGCCCGGAUUGAAGAAUGCGAUGGAAGUCGUAGAUGCUGACUCUUGGGAGGGAGGGAGAGGGCAGAGGUGCACCUUCUGGAAGCAACUAACUCCUAACAUUCCGGCGUAG
Messenger RNA from Neurospora tetrasperma FGSC 2508, 1872 nucleotides. RefSeq lists its product as uncharacterized. The transcript is spliced from 2 exons. The record is from RefSeq and is a predicted model, not a curated record. Lineage: Eukaryota; Fungi; Ascomycota; Sordariomycetes; Sordariales; Sordariaceae. Bases 1 to 1872 code for a protein of 623 amino acids.